This is a messenger RNA of Rasamsonia emersonii CBS 393.64, 1605 nucleotides long. RefSeq names its product Nuclear distribution protein NudE. Gene Ontology annotation, cellular component: kinetochore; kinesin complex; centrosome. Gene Ontology annotation, molecular function: microtubule binding. Lineage: Eukaryota; Fungi; Ascomycota; Eurotiomycetes; Eurotiales; Trichocomaceae. The transcript is spliced from 2 exons. The coding region runs from base 1 to 1605 and encodes 534 amino acids. Gene Ontology annotation, biological process: chromosome segregation; mitotic centrosome separation; cell migration. The record is from RefSeq and is a predicted model, not a curated record.
AUGCCGGCCGCAGACUCCAACAACACGACGCCGGCCAAGACGGUCAGUAGCUCGGUCGAAGAAGAGCUGGCAUACUACAAGUCGCAAUAUGAGCAGCUGGAGAUUGAGCUCGCGGAGUUCCAGACGUCCAGCCGCGAGCUGGAGGCCGAGCUCGAGAAGGAUAUCGAAGCCUCGGAGAAGCGGGAGCGGCAGUUGAAGGAGAAGGUGGAGAGUUUGACCUACGAGGUGGAGGAGUGGAAGACCAAGUACAAGCAAGCCAAAGCGGAGGCUAACUCGGUUCAAAACACGCUCCAAAAGGAGAUCACCACGCUCCGGGAGGGGAACCGGCAGCUGCAGUUGAAGCUCCGGGACAUCGAAGUCGCCAACGAUGACUAUGAGCGCCAGGCUCGCAACACGACUUCGUCUCUGGAGGAUCUGGAAUCCAAAUACAAUGUCGCGAUCGAGCGAGGCGUGUUGCUGGAGGAGGAAAUCAAGGCCGGCGAGCAGGAACGGGAGGCGCUGCGGAUCGAGAACCAGCGUCUGCGCGACGAACUGUCGGAUCUGAAGAUCGAAGCCGAUAUCGUCAAAGAAAAACUACGUAAGGCAGAAGCGGAACUCAGCCGCCGCAGAAAGCCUGCCUACUUGGACCCUGGCCUUGCAAGCUCCCAGUACGCGGACAGAUCGGAGCAAUCACCCGUGACGACGGCGUCGUCCCCUACCAUGGCGACUCCCCCGGCCAAAUCGGUCUCAUCUGCGACCUCGGAUGCCGUCACUCCUCCCUCACCGACCGCGUCGGAAUCUUCUACCAGUGUGCGGAAACCGGGCACUGAACCGGUCGUUUCGCGGGCACGAUCCAUCACGAAUUCGAGCAACCCCCCUCGCUAUCGCAGGCACAGCCGCACACCGUCGUUCCCCAAAAAUGGCAAUGGCUAUUCGACCCCAUCGAUCAGCUCUCGCCAGAGCGUCUCCCGACUCAAUGCGUCCCAGUCUGGGAUUGCUCGGUCGGGUUCCCUCUACCAGAUCCGUGGUCUCAUCGGCAAAAUGCAGAAGCUCGAGGAAAGGGUGCACUCUGCCCGAUCGAGACUCCCAGCCCCGGUCGACACGCCAAACGGGGCGUCGCCGCGCACUCCGUCGGCCUUGGGCCAAAACUCGGUCCCAUCCUCGGUCACGGUCCGGAAAGGCUCCCGGAAACGGACCAGUGGCAGCAGUGUCAGCUCAUCCGUCCGGGAUACCGAUGGAAGUUCGUCCUUUAUUCCCCAAGCCGGCAGUCUUUGGGGACUCGACCCUCUGGGGACAGCCGGCCCAGUAGUCGGACGAGCUACUCCAGUCGCAGUUCCGUCAGCCACAGCACGUAUGCCAGUGGGAUUCCACAGACUCGUCCCGAAAGCCGCCAGAGUCACGGCCGGGCGCGGACUCCGCUUGGGCACUAUUCCACCAACCCGACGACGGAGGGCCGGCGACCGCGAUCCUCGCUUAGCUCGUAUUCCCAACAGGGGGGCCACGGGGCUACCAACAACAUGUCGUAUAUCGAUGAAGACAGUGACAUCACAACCCCGACGUCUCGCCGGGGCACAAUUGACCAGGUCGACAAGAUGCGAAUGUCGAUCCCCACGCCCGGAAGCUUGA